AUGGUGAAACUCCGGACGAUUGAACUGGAUCCGCCCCUGCUCAACGCGGCCUGCGUCUGGGCGUCCGAUCUCGCCCAGCUCACUGCGCUCUACGACUGUCCGCAUACUGGGGGCGUUACCACGCGCACUGCGACGCUGGGCGGGUUCGUCGAGGACGGCACGCACGGGGUGGUGUUCCACCGCGAGCACCGCACGACGCUGAACACGUACGGAUACUCGCCGCACCCGCUGCGCGCCUAUCUCGCGUGGACGCGCGUGCUCCUCGCGCGUCCGCCGCCGCCGUCUUGUGCGCCGCGCAAGCCGGUCGUUGUUAGCGUUGCGGCGUCUGCGCCGGACGAGCUCGGUGAGGCGCUUGGUGUGAUCGGCGAGUUUCUUCGUGCGGAGCUUGGGAGCGCUGGGGAGAGAAAUGUAGAGAGGGUGGGGGUGGAGGUGAAUGUGGGGUGUCCGAAUAUCCGGGAAGGCGACGCGGCGGAUUCGCAUCCGGGAGGGGCGCUGGGUGGGGAGGUCGGUGCGCUGGAGGCGUUUUUGAGGGUUGUCGCUGAUUUCUUUCGGAGCGACGGAGAGGUGGCGCUGGGCGUGAAGCUCCCGCCGUACACGCGCGCAGACGACGUGCGCGCGGUCGUGCGUGCGCUCGAGCGCGUCGCGGGUGGGGGCGUGUGCCCCGUCGCGUGGCUCGUGUGCACGAACACGGUCGGAAACGCGGUGUUGUUCGGGGAGGAGACGUGUCCGCCCCGUGCCGACGGAUCUUCGGCGACGAACACUAACACAUUCUCGCCCUCGCCGGACGAGACGGCUGCAGCUCCGCCGCGCUCGGGCCCAGGCGGGCUCGGAGGCGCGGCGAUCCAUGCGCUCGCGCUGGGCAACGUUGUUGCGUUCAGAGCGGCGCUCGAUGCGUCGUCUGUGCAGAGCGUGCGGGACGUGGUCGUCGUCGGCGCGGGUGGGGUCGAUGGUCCGGAGGCGAGGAGGCGCAUGGUCAGUGCGGGCGCGGGCGCGGUGGAGUGCGCGAGUGUGUUGGGCUGGGAGGGUGUUGGUGCUUUUGCGAGGAUCGGUGGAUAG
Messenger RNA from Coniophora puteana RWD-64-598 SS2, 1056 nucleotides. Its product is annotated as FMN-linked oxidoreductase. NCBI's taxonomy places the organism in Eukaryota, Fungi, Basidiomycota, Agaricomycetes, Boletales, Coniophoraceae. The record is from RefSeq and is a predicted model, not a curated record. Gene Ontology annotation, cellular component: cytoplasm. The coding region runs from base 1 to 1056 and encodes 351 amino acids. The transcript is spliced from 2 exons. Gene Ontology annotation, biological process: 'de novo' pyrimidine nucleobase biosynthetic process. Gene Ontology annotation, molecular function: dihydroorotate dehydrogenase activity.